AUGGAUGCUAAAAACCCAAGGAAAUGCAGUUUGACAUCCUUCCCGAUUUUGAAAGCAAGAAAGAAACAAAAUCUCACCUCCGUGAAGAGCCCCACUCUUCCUUCUGAGAUCUACAUAGUUGAGAGUAAGCCUUUGCUUCAAAUCCAGAAGCCACCUUCCAAGGUCAAGAACUUCAGGAUGACCCAGUUCUUGAAUAAGAACAGAAACACCACCUUUAUGCCACUGCCUUUCGUGGACACCAAGGGGAAGAAGAACAUGGUGAACUUCCCACGCAUCAGCAGUAAACUCCCGCUAAAGCAACCCCUGCUGCAUCACGAGAAUCAAACUCACAGCCAGGGGUCGUCCUCUGAGCUCAAGCCUUCAGAAACACCCUUCCCUUCGAACAUCAAAACCCAAGAUCCCAAACCAGAGGAGAAGCCGCCAAAGAAGUGCAAGCGGAAGGUGCCUCUGCGAGCGGCAGAGGCCCUAAAGAUUUUUAAGAACCAGCUGUCUUCUUAUGAGCAAAGUGAAGUCCUGGGCUACACAGAGCUGUGGUUCCUGGGGCUGGAAGCUGAGAAACUCCACAUGGCUCCUGAUAAAUUCAGCAAGACAAGUUUCGAUGAUAAACACGGCUCCUACAUGAAGGUCCUGCAUGACCACAUUGCCUACCGCUACGAGGUUCUGGAGAUGAUCGGGAAAGGGUCCUUUGCACAGGUGGCCAAGUGCUUGGAUCAUAAAAACAAUGAGUUGGUGGCCUUGAAAAUCAUCAGGAACAAGAAGAGAUUUCACCACCAGGCCCUGGUGGAGCUGAAGAUCCUGGAAGCUCUCAGGAGGAAGGACAAAGACAACACCUACAACGUGGUGCACAUGAAGGACUUCUUCUACUUCCGCAACCAUCUCUGCAUCACCUUUGAACUCCUGGGAAUCAACUUGUACGAGCUGAUGAAGAAUAACAGCUUCCAAGGCUUCAGUCUCUCGAUAGUUCGGCGCUUCACCCUCUCUGUUUUGAAGUGUUUGCAAAUGCUUUACAUAGAGAAAAUCAUUCACUGUGACCUCAAGCCUGAGAAUAUAGUGUUGUACCAAAAGGGCCAAGUCUCUGUUAAAGUUAUUGACUUUGGAUCAAGCUGUUAUGAACACCAGAAAGUCUACACCUACAUCCAAAGCCGCUUCUACCGAUCCCCAGAGGUGAUCCUGGGCCGUCCCUACGACAUGGCCAUUGAUAUGUGGAGCCUGGGCUGCAUCAUGGCCGAGCUGUACACGGGCUACCCCCUGUUCCCUGGGGAGAACGAGGCGGAGCAGCUAGCCUGCAUCAUGGAGGUGCUGGGAUUGCCGCCAACCCACUUCAUCCAGACGGCCUCCAGGAGACAGACGUUCUUUGAUUCCAAAGGUUUUCCUAAAAAUAUAACCAACAACAGGGGGAAAAAAAGAUACCCGGAUUCCAAGGAUCUCACCAUGGUGCUGAAAACCUACGACACCAGCUUCCUGGACUUUCUGAGAAAGUGUUUGGUCUGGGAGCCUUCUCUUCGCAUGACCCCUGACCAGGCCCUCAGGCAUGCUUGGAUUCAUGAGCCGCGGAACCUCAAGGCACAGCCCAGGCUUCAGACCUUGAGGAAAACCAGUCUCUGUUUCCCCUCUGAGGCCAGGAAGGACAAAGUUCAAGGGCAGCAUCACUUGGGCAAAGAAGAGGUGAUCCUUCAAAUAGAGACUAAAGACAAAAUCAAAGGCGGUGCCACUAAACAGGAUCAGAAUUCAGCUAAUCAGCAGGGCUCUGUCCAGCACACAGCUGAAGUCGUCCAGCUGCCUCAUCUAGCAGAAGCUUCCAGAAAGCCCGAGGCAGUUGUUGGGCCAGCGGAGUCCAAGACCUCCACAGGACAACAAAACAAAAACUGCUCCCCCAAGAACACAAACAUUUUACCACCUAUUGUGUGACCUGAGCGGAGGGUGUGUCCUGUUCCUUUCCACCAGUGAUUUGUACUAGA
Balaenoptera ricei (Rice's whale) is the source of this 1958-nucleotide messenger RNA. RefSeq names its product dual specificity tyrosine phosphorylation regulated kinase 4 (gene DYRK4). NCBI's taxonomy places the organism in Eukaryota, Metazoa, Chordata, Mammalia, Artiodactyla, Balaenopteridae. Bases 1 to 1908 code for a protein of 635 amino acids. The transcript is spliced from 15 exons. Gene Ontology annotation, cellular component: nucleus. Gene Ontology annotation, molecular function: ATP binding; protein serine/threonine/tyrosine kinase activity; protein serine/threonine kinase activity. The record is from RefSeq and is a predicted model, not a curated record. Gene Ontology annotation, biological process: peptidyl-threonine phosphorylation; peptidyl-serine phosphorylation.